AUGUCAUCCUCUAUAUUCACAUCCAGUUCUAUCGCCAGCAGCAGCGCGCGGGGCAGCAGUAUGUGCGGCGGAAGCAGGGGCGUCCUCAGCCGCAGCGCCACCCGCCCAUACCGCCCGUCCACGGGAACAGGCAGUGGAGGAGGCGGAGCCGCGGGCGGCGGAGGAGGGGGAAGGAUUAGCGGCAUUGCGAGGGCGGUUAGUCUAGGGAAUGAUAUGGAGACAGUGGCUGUCCCCGUUAUUGGCAAACAGCAGUUUCAGCAUAAGUCUGGCGGGACAACCCCUGGUGGGAGCAAGGGCACGUCCCCCAUACACGGUGCAGACGGUCCCGUUAUGAGGACGGAGCCUUUCAGUAGAGCAGGCGCCGCUGCAUACCUGCAACGGUUCCAUUCCCCCCAGGUAGCCUCCCCUGCUCCAGCAGCAGGAGCAGCAGCAGCAGCAGGAGGAGUUGCAACAGCAGGUGCAGCAGGAGGGAUUGCGGAUACCCCUCCUCGCACGCACGUCCGCCGUCGAUCCGCGGACUUGCGUUCGAACCUCUCCCUCUCGCACUCCUCUUCCAUCCCUGACGGUUCUACAGACGCCACAGCCCCUACCCUGGCUAGAGCCGGUGGCUCAGGGCCUAUCACGCCCCAUCUGCCCGCUUCUGCUUCCGUCCCCAGUGGAAGGGGAGGGGGAGCGAGAGGGGGAGGCGGAGGAGGAGAGGGAGGGUCUACGACGAGCAGUCCGGGCCGGGAUUGGUCGGAGCAGCUGUCUAUGACUGAUGCGCCUUUCCUGCCUGGUAGGUGCCACCUCCCCUCUGCGUUGACCACCCUCCACCAAUCCCCUGCGUUGACCUCCUUCCAACCCUGCGUUGGCCUCCCUCGUGUUGACCUGCCUCCUGCUUCCGCCAUCGUUUACCUCAGCUCAUCGUGCUUCGACCUCACAGCAUGCCCCUCACUGGCGCUGGAGUGGAAUGACCUCUUUUUCGCCGUACAAGACGCCAUGGCUGCGUAUGACACGCUGCUGCUGGCGCCGCUGACCACUGGCGCGCUGCCACGUGGCAGCGAGGUGAAGGAGCUGCAGCAGAUGGCGGAUGAGCUGGCAGGCAUGGCCCGGGACAGGAUGAACGGCUCAGAUGAGGGCGACGCCCGCCGCUGCCCGCUGCUGCUGGUGCGCCUGUUUGCUCUGCGGGUGAAGCAGGAGACGCAACAGCUGUUGACCGCCGUUCGCGCAGCAGCAGAGGGGGCAGGAGAGGAGGAUCUCACGGUUCUGAGGGAUAGCCAGGAGUUGGGAGGCGUUCAGAGGAAGGUGGGCGGAGAAGCUGCGGGGGCAGCUGGGGAGGGUGUAUCUGCGUGUAGGGAUGGGCUGGGGGAGGCUGUAUCUGGUGCGGGGGGAGGUGGUGGGGGGAGGGAGGUGCCUCUGCUGGUGUGUCCUCAAAAUGACUGGGCUAGGCUGAGUGCUGAGUGUGACAGUAACGAAGGGGGCGCGUUGAAAGAGGUGAUUGUGUGGGACGAUGGGAUGGGGGAGCUACGGAAUCUGUUCAAGUCAGCAGCAGCUGCUACUGCUGCUGCUGCUGCUGCUGCUCCUAGUCCUGUUGGUGCCGCUGCUGGUGGGUUCAGUAGUGGGAAGGAUGAAGGGGGGGAUGAGAGUAGCAGGGAGGUAUCACCGAGAUCGCCUAGAGGGCCCUUGGCAAGGGAUGACGAGAGCAGGAAGAGCAGCAGCGGCGGCAGCACUGUUGGCAAACCUGCAGCAACCUCACGCGGAACUUUCAAUCAUGGGGCAUCUUCUUCCAUGGCUCAAGGCAGCAGUCGCCCCAACCAGCGCCUGUGCACACAGAUCUUAUUAGAUCGCAUAUCAGAUCUGAUUUGGUACACCAAGUGGGUGGGGUGUAGCGACCCUGACGACCUCCCACUGGCCUGUAUCCCCUCUGUAGUGCCGGUGACCAUGCUUCUUAACGAGUUGGGCGCCCCUAGGUCUAAGGAAUCCGAUCUGCUCAUGUGUCACCGCUCUGAACUCCUCCGUCUCGUGCUCCCGGACUUUAGGGAGAAAGUGCAGCAGCGAUUGGUGGAGAGGGAGUUGGGUUGGAUGAGCGAGGGCAGUGGGGUAAGAGGAGGGGUGGUAGGAGGAGGAGGUGUAGGAGGAGGGAGAGCAGCAGCAGUGAACGUUAGGGUUUCCAAAGCCGCAGCUGCCGCUGCCGCUGCCGCCGCCGCAGCCGCCGCCGCUGCUACUGCUGCUGGUUCUAGUGGGGCAGGAACUCCCACUGGUCGAUCGAACCUUCCCGGCACUCCCACCACCCCCUCCGCUGCUGAUAUAGCAGCCCAGCGGGAAGGGAAAAUAGGCGGGCAGAUCGGGAGCACCAUAUAUGAGAGCGGCCGAAGCGACGCCACAGGUUCGGACGGCAGCAGCUUCAGCUUCGGCAAGCUGUCUGGCCGAGCCUCCGACCGAGCCUCCGACCGAACCUCCUGCCCAACCCAGGGCCUGGCUCCCCCCACUGCCAACCCUUGGGCACGGAUGGGCGGGCCCUUCGGAACAGGAUCGAGCUUGGGCAUGGGGAUGGGGAUGGGCAUGGGGAUAAGUAUAGGUGUGAUGGGUGCAGGGCUGUCCCGGCAAAUCCCUUUGGAAGAGAUUUUAGCAGCUACAGACUCGUGGGAUCCGAGGAGAAAGCUUGGAGAGGGCGGGUUCGGGUGUGUCUAUAGAGGGGAUGCUGCUAACGGGGAGGUGUGGGCGGUGAAGCGCGCGAAUACGGUUUCAGACGAGCAGCUGGAGGAGUUUGAGAAAGAGGUGUCAUUCAUGAGUCGCAUGGCCCACCAGCAUCUCGUGCGACUCAUAGGCUUCUGGGCGGACUGUGACGAGCGAAUCCUCGUCUACGAGUUCAUGCACAGUGGCAUGCUCUCCUCUCGCCUCCACCGCAGCGCCUCCCACCUCGCCUCCUCCCACCCCGCUUCCGAAGCCCACGCCAAAGACAGCAAGCCGUUCUUCAAGCUCUACCCGUCAUCUGCCUCGACUAGCAAGGCCGCUUCUGCUGCUGCUGCGCGUGCGUUGGACCUCCCACCUCCUCUGACGUUUGAUGAAAGAGUGAGCAUCGCUGUAGGAGCCGCGGAGGGGCUGCGAUACCUGCACGAUUUCGCUGCCGAUUCUGUGAUCCACCGCGAUAUCAAAUCGGAUAAUAUCUUAUUAACAGAUAAACUCCAGGCGAAGAUUGCGGAUUUCGGGCUGCUGAAAUCGGCUGAUCUGGGAGGGCCAGGAGGGGGCGGUGCGGGGGUAAGCCAUACCCGACUCAUGGGCACCCCGGGGUAUUGCGACCCGGAAUACUCAAAAACCUACAUCGCAUCGGCAAAAAGUGAUGUUUAUAGUUUCGGCGUGGUUCUUUUGGAGCUGAUUACAGGGCAGCGGGCGAUUUUAUCUGAGAAUAGAAAGAAGGGCAUAGCAGGCAGCAUGGCGGCUUUGCUGUGGCUGAGACCAGGCGUGGGGGGGAAGACGCAGCAGCAGAAGGAGAUGGAGAUGCUGGGCUUUAAGAAGAACAAGAAGUCGAGUAUGCGGGCCAUCACGACGCUCGUCAGCUGGGCCAUUCCGCUGAUAGCAGCAGGCAAGCUCAAGUCAGUGGUCGAUCCAGCCCUCGAAAACAACUACCCCCUGGGAGCAAUGAAAGCGCUCGCCAGCGUGGCAGCCAUGUGCGUCCAAAAGAGUGCCGCCCAGCGACCGUCCAUGGCUGAGGUGGCAACUCGCCUCUCCGCCAUCCAGCACAAGGUGCAAGAUUUGCAUAUUCAGGGAGAAGAGCCUAAGUAUAACUUCCAACCCACGCUUGCCGGCCCCUUACCUACUUCUGCCUCUACUGGUGGUGGUGCUGCGGCUGGUGGUGCUGCUGCUGGUGCUGUUGUUGCUGGCCGGUGGGGGAGUGGGGGCGGAGGAGGGAGUGGGGGAGGAGGUGGAGGAGGAGGAGGGGGAGGAGGGUCUGGGUCAGGCAGUAGCAGGAGUUUCAGUAGGACCGUUUCGGCUCCUGCCCAGCGGGUUGACCAGGCAGGGGGUGGUGGGAGUGGAAAGGAGAAGAAGAAGCAUCGGUACCAAGAGGUGGGCAGACCAGCAGGGAGCAAGGAGGGGACGGGAGAGAGUGGGAAGGAGGGUGCUGUUGGAAGGGAUGGGAAAGGCAAGGGGCUGUCGCGGCGGGAAUCGUCUAAAAGCGCAAGUAAAUCCAGUCUGCCUCUGCUUUCUGCUGGUGAUGCUGUAGAGUUUAGCUCGCAACAUGUUACAAACAGAUACAUGGCUGGGGGUGCGGGGGGGUUUUAA
Molecule: messenger RNA, 4260 nt
Organism: Closterium sp. NIES-65
Lineage: Eukaryota; Viridiplantae; Streptophyta; Zygnematophyceae; Desmidiales; Closteriaceae
Source: the annotation of a GenBank genome assembly